AUGGCUGCGAGAAACAAAUACGUGAACAAGUUGCAUGGAAAACACAUCGUCAUCUUCGGAGGGACUUCCGGUGUCGGCUUCUGUGUAGCUGAAGCAAGCAUCGAACACGGUGCCAACGUUACGGUCCUCUCCUCCGACCCGAGCAAAGUUGACGCUGCUCAAGUGCGCCUUCUAUCUUCCUAUCCAGAAGCAAAGGACCGAGUCCGUGGCUUAACGAUUGACCUUGGAGCGCCAGAUGUCGAGGAUCAAUUGGUGUCUACGUUUGAGCAAGUCCAGCCAUUUGACCAUAUCAUCUUCACAGCGGGAACUUUUGAGUUUGAUUCUGAAGACUGGAUACAGCCGCGAGCAGACCUGGACCGAAUCCGAAACACUGCCAAUGUCCGCAUUAUCGCACCGUUCCUCAUCGCCAAGCAUGCUCCAAGGUAUAUGGCAAGCAACUCACCCGCUUGCUCCAUCACACUCACUAGUGGAGCAACAGCCGAGAGACCCAUGGGACGGGGAAUGGCAAUGCACACCAUGUACUCAACAGGCCUGUAUGGGCUCACAAAGAACCUCUGCUUAGAUAUUGCGCCGGUCAGGGUUAACCUCGUCAGUCCUGGUCCCAUAGAUACUGAGCUGUGGGACACCAUUCCGGAGAAAGAGGCGAUGUUCGCCCAUCUAAAGGAAAAGCUUCCCAUCAAAGAGAUUCCCACUCCCGAGAAUGUGGCGGAAGCUUAUAUAUACUGUAUGAAGGAUCGUGGAUUGACGGGGGCUAUCAUAUCAACCCAUGGUGGUGGAAUAUUCGUUUGA
Messenger RNA from Aspergillus oryzae RIB40, 789 nucleotides. RefSeq lists its product as uncharacterized. The transcript has a single exon. The record is from RefSeq and is a predicted model, not a curated record. NCBI's taxonomy places the organism in Eukaryota, Fungi, Ascomycota, Eurotiomycetes, Eurotiales, Aspergillaceae. Bases 1 to 789 code for a protein of 262 amino acids. Gene Ontology annotation, molecular function: oxidoreductase activity.